AUGGGUGGAAUUUCAGUUUGCUCUCUGCUCUCUAAAACGGGCAUCGAGCGUCUGAAGGGCGAGACGCCCACCUGGGAGAGGGUGCCGUGCUGGCAGGGCAUGAAGGCGGCGUUUGGAGGCCCGCCCUCCUUGGCCUGGCUCAGCCCCUUUCCGGAGCUCACCUGCAGGAGGAAGUCCUCUCCGCGCGUCCACGCUGCCCCGCAGGAGGACGCCGCCGCCGCCGCCGACAUCAUCGAGAUCCCCCUGGAGUGCUGAGCCCGCGAAAGGACACUUUACCCACAGUGCCUUGCUUUGUCACUGCUCUUCAUAUGAAUGUUUCUUCAACACAGUGCUGGUGUGAAGUGUAACAAGGAAAAGGCCAUUUCAGUUAACGGUGCAUAUUGAAUGGACCUCCUAAGCU
Megalops cyprinoides (Indo-Pacific tarpon) is the source of this 400-nucleotide messenger RNA. Its product is annotated as palmitoyltransferase ZDHHC3-A-like. The transcript is spliced from 2 exons. The coding region runs from base 1 to 255 and encodes 84 amino acids. The record is from RefSeq and is a predicted model, not a curated record. Lineage: Eukaryota; Metazoa; Chordata; Actinopteri; Elopiformes; Megalopidae.